Molecule: messenger RNA, 1767 nt
Organism: Daldinia caldariorum
Lineage: Eukaryota; Fungi; Ascomycota; Sordariomycetes; Xylariales; Hypoxylaceae
Exons: 1
Coding region: 173-1420 (415 amino acids)
Molecular function (GO): hydrolase activity, acting on carbon-nitrogen (but not peptide) bonds
Source: RefSeq, a predicted model, not a curated record
GGAGUAAAAUGAAUCUAUUCUCUAGUCGAGGUUAUUAGCUCGCGUGUAUAUAAGACCAGCAACUUCGCAGUUGCUUCCAUUCAUACCUAUCUAGUAGAUCUCUGUAGCACGUUGUGAGAAGCGUUAGCUUCAACUCCUUAUCAAAUCUCGGUAUCUUCUCAGUUGCUACAAGAUGCAGCUGAGCCGCUUUACCUCCGUUUUACUUGCUUUGCUUCAUAGCUCAAGUGCUUGUCUUCACAACCCUAUCCAUACCCCCCAACUACGAGAUGUGGAAGAUGCUCUCCGCAAGAGAAACGUACCGGCUGCCGUGAAGACGGCAAUAACCAAUGUCCGAGUCUUCGACGGCUAUACGAUAGGCGAGCCGGACACCGUCAUCUUCGACGGCGAAUACAUCACCGACUGCGACGAAAAUAUCCAGCACACCAUCGACGGCGGUAACCGCAUCCUCAUUCCCGGUUUAAUAGACGCCCACAGCCACGUGAUGACGGUCGAGGACCUCGAGAACAACACUGCGUACGGCGUCACGACCAUAUUCAACAUGGCCUGCUCGGAUAUCAAGCUCUGCCUAGCGCUCAAGUCGAACCCGGGCUUAACUUCCGUUUUUACUACUCUACUUCCUGCUCUGGGCCCGUCCGGCGGAAACACUCAGCUCAACCCGGUGCUGCCCGAGCAAAUCCUCCGUCCCGGGACGGACCCCAAGGCCCUCGUAGGCUAUUCCUUCAGCAAUGGCUCCGACUACUUCAAGAUCGUAGGUGAAUCGGACGGGCCGACACAGGAUCAGUAUGACGAAAUCGUCAGCUACACGCACUCGUUAGGCCAGUUUACCGUCGCUCACGCAGCCAGCAUCACUCCGUACACGCGCGCGGUAUCGUCGGGGAUCGACGUCGUGCAGCACAUCCCCGACGACGCGCUACUCUGCUCGUCCGUCAUUCAGGCGAUGAAGAAGCACAAUCUAGCCGCAACCCCGACGAUGGAGAUAUUCCGCCGCGCGUACACCGUCCAGCCCGAGAUAGGCCAAUUCCUGCGCGGGAACAAGACGUCCAACAACACCACGACAACAACAUACGAGAACGUGCUCGCGAACGUGAGGAGCUUAUACGAGGCUGGCGUUACGAUAUUGGCGGGGACGGAUGCGGUCGGUAGCACUCUGCCCAUAGUGUAUAUUCCCUUCGGAGAUACGCUCCACCAGGAGCUGGUGAACUUGGUGGAUAUCGGAAUGACGCCGGCAAAGGCUUUACGAGCUGCUACGAUUGUCCCUGCUACGGUGCAUAGGUUGCACGAUAGGGGUGCGAUCCGGCCCGGAUUGCGCGCUGACUUGGUUUUGCUAAACAGCGACCCCCUAGUGAAUAUCUCCAACACUAGAGACAUCGCCAAGGUUUGGGUUGGCGGCAUAGAAUACCCCAACGUCGCAAAGUCUUGAUUCUUUGAACAGGGGGUAGAUAGAUGUUGUUCUCUAUGGAGAGGUAUCCUAGAGUAUUCGACUACGCGGAGAUAAUUGCCUCUUAUAACUAAGCCUUAGGUACCUCGUUUCUAACCAUCGCAGUUUUUAUAUUGUCUUUAGUCUUUCAACAAUACGUAGUCCGAACGCGAAGCAUUGGUACGCUUAGCUGCUUUACCAGAAGAGGAAAUUUGGUCUGCAUUGACGCUGCUAUUGAAUUAUCAGCUUCCUCAGCUGAUUCCAGUAUGCUGAACGCCUCCCAGCCUCGGACUUCAUGUUAGCCUGAAUCUGACCAGAAAUUUCAGGGGCCUGUAACAGCUUGAACACUA